CAAUCCACGAAUCAAAUUAGGUUUCGACAAAUGAUAUCAGAGAUCAUUUCCAAUCGUCAAAUCCCAAUCUGCAAAUCUACAUCUACAUCUGCCUAUUCUGUACAUCUACACAAAUCCAAACUUGCAUGACGCAGCCUUAAGCCUCUAUAAGACUUACGAUAUUCUUUUAAACUGGUUGGAAACCGAUACCCGAUCUACAUAAUCUCUGUCCUUUAAUUGCAACAUAAUCAAAAACGUGUUCUUGUAAAUCUUCCAAGGUUAUUCAAUGUGGUAAACAUCCUUCAGAGCAUGGCCUAACAUCUACAUCCCGUAAUCGGUAACUCAUUCAUGAUGGCUUCCUCUCCCACUCAAAUACCUAUCAUCCAGGUCACGGACGGCGACGCGGCUGCGCCCUCUCCUGUAAUUCCCGACAAUCGCGACCAUGCCGAACCGCCUGUGAUAUCUCCACCCGUUCCAUCAUCUGAUCCUCCUCCGAACACUCGACGAUGUUUCGUCUGCCUCACCGACGAGCCCGAGGCUACCUUACCCUCUGAUUGGUCGAAGCCAUGUACAUGCUCAUUAGAAGGACAUCACGAGUGUCUGAUGGCUUGGGUCACCGAUCUCGAAAACCAAGCCAAGGAGAUCAAGUGUCCGAUAUGCAAAUCUCCCAUCACGAUUACCGAGAAAUGGGAUCUAGCCAUACAACUUAACCAGUAUCUCAACAAGAAGUUCACCAGAUGGUCUCCACGCAUUCUAUUCGGCUUCAUCGCGUCCGGCGCCCUAGUUAGCAGCUCAAUAUACGGCGCAAAGGCCAUCGACCUAUUUGCGGGGACCGACGCCACGAUCAACUUCCUCCUUAACUCCGAGCUGAAAACCAAAACUCUAGCUGAGGUUAUGCGCCAACCUAGUGAGACGGGAGCCACGGACGGCGCACUGCCGAUCAACUUGUUGCACUUUGCUGUGCUACCCCUCAUCGCCCCAGGCCUUGUACUCAACCGACUACGUCUAGGAGAGGUUAUCUUGAUCCCCGCGUCCCUACUGUACGCGACACUAAUCGAUCAGACGAACGAAUACGUCGCCUGGCCACCGUCCCCCGAACGCGCCUUGACCCUCUACCCAGCAAUCAAAGCGACCUACUUCCACCUACAUAACACGAUUUCCAAGAACCUUGAGAAGCGAUGGGAGGCACAGGCGCGAAAACUUACACCUCACAACGGAGCCGACCAACCUCCCGCUGUUCAAGAACCACCCGAACCACAAGAAGGCGGAAACCUUCUCGACUUCGAAAUCGAUAUCCAGAUAGGAAUUGAAGACGAAGAGGAGGCUAACAACGAACAAGCCAAUCGUCGAAACAGAGCUUUGGAUGGUGGUAGAUCGCCGGUUAACUUCUUGGCCGGAGCUCUGGUCUGGCCUGGCGUGUGUUAUGGGGUAGGCGAGUUCUUGCGCCUGGUCCUACCUUCGCGCUUCACCUCGCGCCCGCUAUUGGGUCCGAAUACGGGUAUACUCCAGGAACGAUGGGGACGAAGUUUAGUUGGCGGUUGUCUGUUUGUCGUGCUGAAGGACGCUUUCUUCCUAUGGGUCAAAUACAGACGUAUGAUGAACCGCGCAUCCCGACGUAUCAAGAACGCAGAGAACCGCAACUUACGUCGUUAGGAGUGACUUAUCUACCCACCUAGGCAUGUAAUUGGCAAAUGGCAAAGGGGACGAAUAAAACAUGGAGGAGGGUGAAGAAGAUGGAAAAUAAAAGCAAGGGCAGGCGUUCGGGAAGCUCUCUACUUGAUUGAUUGAUGGAUGGAAUUCUAACUAGGGAACGGCAUCUGAAUAGCACUCAAGGCGAUGAUCGGAGAUUACUAAGCAUAGGCGUGGAUAUAUCCUGCUCCCCAUGGGAUUUCUUCUUUGUUUUAUUGUGGCUUUGGUUUGUGAGAUACCAGGUAAUUCUUUUUAAUGCUCCGCGCGCGCUGGGAUGAGGCGUUGCUCGAUGGGGGUUAUUGCUCCUGUGCGCUUGGCUUUGUGUUUGGUGAUUUUGCUGUGGGUGAUUUUGAUGAUGGUGUUUAGGUGCUCAGAGGUAGUGUGAUAGAGGUAGAGGUAUGUAUACCUAGAUGGGAUGAGAUUAAAGUGUGCUAGUAAUUAGAAGUUUUAGAAGAAGGUUGUAUAAGUUACUCUAUUCAUAGGUAUCUUGGGGAUGCUAAUAUGUGCCCAUCUAGUGAGAACUAAUUAAGUGAGGG
This is a messenger RNA of Annulohypoxylon maeteangense, 2204 nucleotides long. RefSeq lists its product as uncharacterized. NCBI's taxonomy places the organism in Eukaryota, Fungi, Ascomycota, Sordariomycetes, Xylariales, Hypoxylaceae. The transcript has 2 exons. The coding region runs from base 328 to 1632 and encodes 434 amino acids. The record is from RefSeq and is a predicted model, not a curated record.